UGAUGGUUAAACUAGGCCUCUCACUGCUAACACCGCUCACUAGUACUGCGGUUUAAUUCAACCUCCCCUCGAUAACCAUUAUCUGAAUUCUCCUCCGCGGGGUCAUCCACUACUUCAGUUCAACUUGAAACUCCGGUAUCUCACCCAACUUCCGACCUGCCCCUGUUGCGAUCAUCCGCAUUCACCAUCAUGCCAUAUCGUACGCCGAAACUCACUCAAAGGAAGAUCAAGCCCGCUCGCAUGUUACCUCAAUUCAGCAUCAUUCUAACGCCCUUCUUGAUUCCUGUGCUAGCGCUACACCCGAAAGGACAAUUGAACAUCCUACCACAUGCAUCUAUGCUGUGUCCUCUUUAUGGACCUUAUGGUUCGUCGGAAUUACAGCACUGUCACGGCAUAACCCCAAAGCUUAUCCAUGUGAUCAUCUUUGCAUGGGCUAUGCUUGCGAUGCUGUAUUGUUGCACUGGCGGGGUGUAACUUUGUCGGUUUCAUUCCGGGAGUCCUAUGGUCCUCAGAUUGGGC
Molecule: messenger RNA, 519 nt
Organism: Suillus plorans
Lineage: Eukaryota; Fungi; Basidiomycota; Agaricomycetes; Boletales; Suillaceae
Exons: 2
Coding region: 190-474 (94 amino acids)
Source: RefSeq, a predicted model, not a curated record